AUGGGACAGGUUGGUGGCCGGGAGAAGCUCGAUGAGAUCUAUUUUGUGCAGAAGGUGAAGCUGGGACAGGGAAGCUUCGGCACGGUUUGGCGAGCAAAGAACCGAAAGAGCGGCAUCACCGUCGCUAUCAAGCAGAUGGACAAAGCCAGCAUGCCAAAGCGGGGCGUGAAGCGCCACGAUAUCGAAAGGGAAGUAUCCAUGAUGAGAGCUUGCUCACAUGAGUACAUCACGAAGCUGUACGACACCUUCGAGGACCAGACCAGCAUCUACCUGGCAUUGGAGUACUGCGAUGGAGGUGACUUUGGCGACAAGGUUCGAGAGCUUGGACCUGUCAUCAAGGAGGAAGAUACGGCCGAGUGGAUGCGACAAAUGUGCGAAGCUCUAUACCAUCUGCACAGCAAAGGCAUAUGCCACAGGGACAUCAAGCCUGACAACUUCAUGGUCUUGGGGGACUCCACUUUGAAACUGUCCGACUUCGGCCUAGCGGUGCAUUUGCCACCAGGCGGCAUCCUAACCGACAAGUGCGGCACGCCCGCCUUCAUGGCGCCGGAGCAGCACAUGAUGCCGGUUCACAGCCGUGGCUAUGGUUUUCCGGUGGACAUGUGGGCAGCUGGAGUGUCCAUGUACAUGAUCAUCUUUGGUGGCAAGCAUCCGUUUCUGAAUCGGCGGAACGAGCUCGACCAGAGACAAAUGCUUGAGGGGAAACUUGACUUCACGGACACUUCCUCCGUUGCUGCUCAAGGUCUAGGUCUUUUCGGUCUUAGCGAAACGAUCCAGAAGUUUUCGGAAUCUGCGAGGUCCUUCUGCAAGCAGUUGGUUCAGGUCAAUCCUGCGUCGCGGCUUUCGGCGAGCAAUGCUGUUAGGGUGGCAUGGCUAAGCUCCGGGAGGCGGGUGGCGGAGCAGAAGAGGAAACUCACCGAAGGAAGUCCCAGCGACGCAGAGGCCGCCGCUGGCAAAGCUGAGUCGCGGCCCCGCGCACGCUCAGCGCGGUCUGCGCAAUCAGAUGCGCCGAGUCCCAUGGGAUACCCACAGGGCGAUGGCCGCACACCAAAGGGCGCCGGAAAGGGCCCAUCGGAGAGGUUCGGCAUGGACGCGCCUAAGGCGCCUUUGCCCGUGCCUCCGAAAGGUGGAGCGCCAAAAAGCGAAUCGGUGAUGAUUCGGCAAGAGCUGGAAGAGCUGAAGCAAUCGAAGGCUGAACUCGAAGCCCAACUCGUGGAGGUGAAAAAGCAAAACAAGGACUUUCGGACCCAGCGGACAAAGGAACUCGCGGCCCAGGAGGCUGCGCCGCGAGAAGCCGUUCAUCGAGAGUCUCCCACUACCCUCAUGGCGGCUUCAGCGCCACGGCUGCUGCAGCCAGGCACGAAGUGCCGGUACGAGCCGACUUCGUCAACGCAAUACCCGUUCCUGCCUGCGGUUAUACAAGGUUUUAAUGACCUUGACUGCACGUACAACUUGGACGUGCGGCCUCAUGCGCAGCCCUCGCGAAUUGCCCCGGCGAAGGAGAUUACUGCUGAAGAGGCCUGGCCUCGCGGGACACUCGUGAACUACUUUAGUCAACAGCGGGAGCAGCAGGGAGCCGCACAGUCCUUGCCUGCUGUCGUGAAAUCCUUUAAUGAGAUGGAUUCCACCUACAACCUGGACAUCCGUGACCAUGCCGACUGCGACCGGAUCCGCGUGCGCGUCAUCCCGAAGGAGGCAGGCGAGGCGGCGGAUCCGGGACUCACCUCGGCCAUGAUGAGGCCGGGGAUAGAGAAGCGCAACACAAAGCCGCUCAACGGCCAGGAGGCCCGGGAAGCCCAGGGAACGGAGGGUGGUUGUAAGUUCAUGGCUAGUAAGCAAGGUCGGGUUGUGCAAGGGGUAUACUAUAGCUGUCCCUCCGUGAUGUGCUCUUUAUGUGACUUCUGCUACGGCGUCCUGCGCAAUGCGUUGUGGGAUGAUGCUGCAGAGGCGAAAGCUGGAAGGUUUGCCGCAGACCUGUCCCGACACGCGGAAGAGGAGCGCUUUUCGUCGGGUCUGGUUGGACCAUACCUUGCCUGGCGCUACUCUUACCUGCUGGUGGGCUUAGUCUUCGGACUGCUGCAUGUAGCACUGUCAUCGCCCUGGCUCAGUGACGCAGAUUACAGCCUUUUCCUGCAACAUCAAGUUGCUGCAACGACUCCGCGUGACCGCUUCGUGCCACUAGUUCGUACUCUUCAGGUUAUUGAUGUUGCCAUCUGGUUGUUGUCAAUUCUCGCUUGCGUUGGUACGUUGCUGGCCGUGUGCGUUGCAAGUCCCAGCAGAGCAACAGGCAGCCUAAGGCUGGGCAGGCGCAUCAUUUGGGCUACGUGGCUGCUCUCCUUCUUCCCUCCCUUCAUGUUGUUUCUCAUAUUUCCUGUUCGUUCCAUGGUCGACUGGAGGGCGAUCACAGCGGAUGUUUGUGUGAGUUCUAUCUCUGCCAGUGGCAACAUGGCUGGAUCCCAGCUUGUGGACAACCUGCAGGUGCUGCAGCAGGUUGGAGCUCUUGACGAGUCAAUGCAGGGCGUCGCAAGUGAUCCCUUCCAAUGGUGUCUCGACAACGGAGAGAACUGGCAUGCAGUUUUCUUCAAUCAGUCUGUGCCCUGCGUGUGGUCUGUGGAGGAUCGCUGUCGCCAACUGAGCUGCGAGAGACUCACAGCAGGAACUGUGGCAGAAAGGCAGUGUAUUCAGAACUGCGUGAACUUCACUGUUGCGACGAACGGUCAACAGGCUCAAGAAGCACUGACACGGCUCAUGCAGGAGUGUGACGCUCAGGUUGCCAGGCGUUCCUAUGCACCGCAGGCGCUGCAGCAGCAAAUGCGUGCCUCUUCAUUAUCUGGAGAGGUUUCUCAAGCCGACCUUGUGAAUGCGAUAUCGACGCUGCAAAGAUUCUCCAUCAUGCAGCUUUCCGAGAGCACGACUUUUGCCAGCACUCAGGCCGAGUAUGCCGUUGGUAUGCUGUUGGCAGUCAUGGUUGGACAGAACAUGGUUUCUGCUGCACUUGGGCUGGCUAAUGGUCUUGCAGAAUCGUUGAUCAACUUGAAGGCCAUGUUCCCUGGAACUCAGGCAGGCGGCUGGUUGCUGAUCCUCACCACAUUCGAAGUCCUGCCGAUCUACAUGGUCAUUUUCGCCCUCUUUCAACAGAUCUUCGGUGACCCAACACUCUCUGUGGGAGUCGUGGCGGCCACACUGUACCUUGCAGUCGGCAUUCACACCGGAUACCGUAUCACAGGCACGAAAAAAGGAGUGGCUGGCAGAUGGCAUGUCUAUCGCCACAUUUGGGUGGAGUAUGGCUUGCGCUUUGUUUUCGGCCUAUGCACCUUGGCUGCCUGCAUCGCAUGGGCUUUUCAGAAAAACUUGGACCAGUCCUUGAUCACCUACAUACACCAAGACUUGCUGACACCCCGUACCAUUGCUGAGAUUAUCUCGUCGUUCUUUGCCAAAAAGGCCUUGACAGCAGUGGCCGGUACAGAUGCCAUGGUGUCUGCAUUCGUUCAGAACGAGACAUGGCGAUUCGAGAUGGAGGCACUGGAAUCGAAGUCUGAAUCCAAGUCCCAUGCGAGAGCAGUCACAGAUCUUGUUCGACUCGGACAUUUGUACAAGCUCUCUCCUACUGAAGGUCUGGAUGCAGAGUAG
Molecule: messenger RNA, 3630 nt
Organism: Symbiodinium necroappetens
Lineage: Eukaryota; Dinophyceae; Suessiales; Symbiodiniaceae
Source: the annotation of a GenBank genome assembly